Molecule: messenger RNA, 2469 nt
Organism: Paramecium tetraurelia
Lineage: Eukaryota; Ciliophora; Oligohymenophorea; Peniculida; Parameciidae
Exons: 6
Biological process (GO): proton transmembrane transport; vacuolar acidification
Cellular component (GO): vacuolar proton-transporting V-type ATPase, V0 domain; vacuolar proton-transporting V-type ATPase complex
Molecular function (GO): ATPase binding; proton-transporting ATPase activity, rotational mechanism
Source: RefSeq, a predicted model, not a curated record
AUGAGUUUCUUUAGGUCUAAAUAGAUGAAAUAUUAUAGUUUAGUCAUCCCAAGAGAGAGUGCUUGGAUGGUCAUGGAUCAAUUGGGAAGAUUGGGAUAGUUACACAUGAUAGAUUAUGAUCCUCUAUUACCAAUGAUGAAUCGGCCAUUUGCCAAUUAUGUAAAAAGAUGUGAUGAAGCAUUGUUCAAAUUGAUAGGAAUUGAGUCACUCCUAAAGUAAUUCAAAAAAAAUCUAAUUCAUUGUGAAGAUACCCAAAAGUUACUUGAUCAUUUUAGAGACAUUUAAAAUUCAAGAUAAAAACCUGGACAUACUUAUUUUGAUGAAUUAGAGUAGGAAAUAGAGAGAAAAAAAAAUCAUGUUUAAGAGAUGUCAAAUAAUUUGUAGAAUUUAUUAGAUAGAGUAGAUUCAAUUACAGAAUAAAAAUUAGUAUUAGAAAAAGCAAAAGAAGUUUUGGGAAACUCGAUAGCUAUUCCUCAUAAUGUAAAUGAUUAUUAACAAUUAAAAUUUGGACAAUUAAUUGGUGUAAUUGAUAAAGAGGAUGAAACCAGAUUUAAAAGAAUAAUGUUUAGAAUUACAAAAGGUAAUGCAUGGGUUAAUAUUGUGGAUCUUUUGCCUGAAAAAUAACACCAUUAAAUAAAAACAUAAAUAGAUCUCAAUAGAGCAUAAUAACCAAGAUGCUUGUAUGUAGUUGUUUAUCCUGGAAUGAAUGAUUAGAGCACUUUGAAAUAGAAAUUGCUCAAAGUUUGUGAUUCAUUUGCUAAAAAUAGAAUAGAAUAUCCAAAUUCUUAAGAAGCUAUGGAUAAUAAAUUAAGGGAAUUAUCCAUUCAAAUUAAUGAGGCAUUAAAUUUAAUUUAAAUGACCAAAAAAUAAUUAGAUGUUACUUUGGAUGAGUUUGUUAAGGAGUAGAAUGGAUGCAAUUGCUCUUACUUUGAAUAGUUAAGAUUAUAUGUUUUAAAAGAGAAAUAUCUCUAUGUUAAUUUAAAUUACUUGAUGAUGUAAGGUUCAAUUUUUACUGGAUAUUUCUGGUUACCUGAAGGACUUGAAGCUUAAGUUGAAGAUAAAUUAAGAAAUGCUAUGUAGAAUAGUAUUGACAGAUUUCCGACUGGAUAAAUUUAAGAGAUGAAACCAAAACCAGGAGAUCUGGCCCCUACUUAUUUCAAACUGAAUGAAGUUACAAUGCCAUUCUAAGAAAUUGUAAAUACAUAUGGAGUACCAAGGUAUCAAGAAGUUAAUCCUGGUUUAUUCACAGUAAUUACAUUCCCAUUCCUAUUUGGAGUGAUGUUUGCAGAUAUUGCUCAUGGUUUCUUAUUGCUGUUGUGUGGAUUAUAUGUGAUAGUCUGGAAAAACUAAUUAAAGAAAGAGACAGAUUCUAUGUUUAAUGCAAUGAUUCCAUUUAGAUAUCUAUUAGCUCUAAUGGGAUUAUUUGCAUUCUAUAAUGGAUUAAUUUACAAUGAUUAUCUCUCAAUAUCUCUUGAUCUUUUUGGUAGUUGUUAUUAUCCUAAACAUGAAGAAUGGGAAAGGGAAUAGAAUUGUGUAUAUCCAUUUGGGAUUGAUCCUGUUUGGUUGGCAUCAGGAUCAAGUCUAAAUUUCAUGAAUUCCUACAAGAUGAAAUUGGCUGUAAUUUUAGGAGUAAUUCACAUGUUAUUUGGAAUUUUAAUGAAAGGAGCCAAUACUUUAUAUUUCAGAAACUAUUUGGAUUUUUUCUGCGAAUUCAUCCCCCAAUUGUUAUUUAUGGCUUGCACAUUUGGUUGGAUGGAUUUCCUAAUCAUAAUGAAAUGGUUGAAUGUGUAUCCAAAUGGAAAAGAUCCUAGUAUCAUAGAGACAAUGAUUAAUCAAGUUCUAAAACCUAUGGAUGAAUCUGCCACACCAGUUUUUCCAGAUAAUGCUCCUUUGCAAUUAAUCUUAACUUAAUGGUUAACAGUAAUUGCACUAGUGAGUAUUCCUUGGAUGUUGUUGCCAAAACCCUUAAUUUUGGGUUCAAGUCACAAGAAACAUAAGGUGAGAUCCGAGGAUAUUGAUCCUUAAUAAUUUAGAAAGGAUUUACAGUUUGCUAUUUCUAGCAAGAGCAUAGAGCUUUUUGAAUAGGAACAUGAUUCUGGAGAAAUUUGGGUGCAUCAGAUGAUCGAGACAAUUGAAUUCGUUUUAGGAGGUAUAAGUAACACUGCAUCAUAUCUUCGUUUGUGGGCAUUAUCUCUGGCUCAUGGAUAAUUAGCAGAGGUGUUUUAUGAUAUGUGUAUUGCAGGAAAAUUAGACAUGGGUGGAAUUAUAGGGGGACUAAUGAGUGGAUACUUUUACAUUGUGUUUGCCUUGUUGACAUUUGGAGUGUUGAUGAUGAUGGAUGUUAUGGAAUGUUUUUUGCAUGCCUUAAGAUUGCAUUGGGUUGAAUUUUAGAGUAAAUUCUAUAAGGCUGAUGGAUAUCUUUUCGUUGGAUAUUCCUAUAACAAAAUUUUAACAGAACAUCUUAAAUGA